AUGAGACUGUUGCACGCUCUAUGUCUCUUGAACUGCGUCGUUGGUAGCCUAGCAACCUGUUCAAUGGAAGACGACACCUGCGAGUUCUGGUUGGUAAUUGAACACCGUUUGACGAUGAUGGAUUACAAGACAGCGGUAUAUCCGGCUAAAGGGCUUCUGUACAAGUGCGAUGUCCUGAACACAUCCCAGGCACAACCUGUUGAUCCCAGUGGGGUCAUCACAGCCGACGGAUGGGAGAGCUCACGACUGGUGAUUACAGCCAAUGGAACAAUGCCUGGGCCGUCCAUCGAGGUGUUCGAAGGACAGACGGUCAUCGUGCACGUGAAGAACCUGCUGACCGGAAUGACCACCAGUAUACAUUGGCAUGGGCUACACCAGACAGACACUCCCUGGAUGGACGGGGUAGCUUUUAUCACUCAGUGUCCUAUUCUUCCAGGCCAGACAUUUACAUACAAAUUUAAGGCAUACCCAAAAGGCACGUUUUGGUACCAUGCUCACGUUGGCUCCCAGAUUACCAUGGGGUUACUGGGAGCACUCAUAAUCAGAGAGAAGGUGAAGACGUCUAUGGAAGAGUUUAUUAUGCUCUUGCAGGACUGGAAUCAUGAUAUGGAUGGAGACUUGAUGCACCUGAAGAUGGUCUACGGUAACUACCAGAACAGGCAAAGAAUUCCUCCAUCUACUUCGAUAGAAGGUGCAAGAUUUAGCAUGUUCCCUUUUCAGUCCGGAUUGGUUAAUGGCAAAGGCAGGGUGUACUAUCCCAACGGAAGUCACAACGAGGCUCCACUGACUGUCUACACAGUCAAGUCAAUGACAUCCUACAGAUUCCGAGUGAUUGGUGCCUCAAGUUUGCAUCCGUUCAGGGUCUCUAUCGAUGAGCACGCCAUUAAACUGUUGGCAUCGGACGGAUACGAGCUGCAACCAGUUGUAGUUGAAUCUUUCAUUAUCAACUCUGGCGAGCGAUACGACUUCGAGAUUGUGACAAACCAGACCGAGAAAAACUACUGGAUAAGAGCGCAAACACUGGAGGUCAACGUGUCCAACCACAUCGCUCUGGCUAUUCUCAGGUACCAGGGGGCACCAGACGAGGACCCGACAACAGAGAGAAGAAACUGCACAGAUCUUGACAGAUGUUUGGUCGUGAACUGUCCAUUUUCCUACUACCCAGAAGAUACGUUCACGGACUGUAAGCCAGUCGGGACCAUACUUGCUGCAGAAAGCAGCAAUGUCCCGGGUACCAGCAGGCAACAGCUAGAAGACGUGGAGGAGAUCUUUCUCAACUUUGCUUUUCCCGGAACUACCUGGACUCCCGGCUCAGUCAAUGGCCGCACUUUUCAGCACAACAAAGUCUAUCAGAUGAUUCUUGUCAACAUGGGAGAUGGCAGAGGUUGGGCUCACCCUGUACACAUGCACGGCCACUCAUUCUAUGUGCUCAAGCAGGGCUACCCUCAGUAUAAUCGCACGACGGGAAAAGUGAUAAAUGACAACACAGACAUAGACUGUGGAGGCAAUCGUAAUGGGACAGAGAGUUUCUGCAAUGCUGCUAGAUGGGCCAAUGCUUCCUGGGGAGGAAACAACGUGCCGGGUUUACAUCUAGAGUCACCUCCCCGUAAGGACACAAUUAUGGUUCCUACUGGAGGUUAUGUUGUACUGCGAAUAAGGGCAGACAAUCCUGGCUUGUGGAUCAUUCAUUGCCACGUAGAGUUACAUAUGAUGGACGGGAUGGCUCUGCUGCUCAAUGAAUCCUUCAGCAAUCAACCACCACCUCCUACAGGUUUCCCAAGAUGUGGUAGUUUCAAUUUUGAUAAGCAUCAAGAAACACAUAAGCACGAGGGAGAAAAUAAUACAUACACUGAAUUUUCCUACUGGCUGACUACUGGGUGUCUUCUGGCUGUGGUGGUAAUACUGUUAAUUAUAAUAAUUUUGCUCUGCUGUAGGUUUCGGACGAAUCACAAAGGCAAGCUCAACAUAAAUAACGAGUAUCACAACCAUGCUUGCAAUGAUAAGUAA
Messenger RNA from Candidula unifasciata, 2007 nucleotides. The record is from the annotation of a GenBank genome assembly. NCBI's taxonomy places the organism in Eukaryota, Metazoa, Mollusca, Gastropoda, Stylommatophora, Geomitridae.